This is a messenger RNA of Chlorella variabilis, 1245 nucleotides long. RefSeq lists its product as hypothetical. Lineage: Eukaryota; Viridiplantae; Chlorophyta; Trebouxiophyceae; Chlorellales; Chlorellaceae. The transcript is spliced from 10 exons. The record is from RefSeq and is a predicted model, not a curated record. Bases 178 to 1245 code for a protein of 355 amino acids.
CACGAUCAAACCGUGCAGGGGCCAGCCGAACCAGUCCUCACCUGCAUGUGCUUUCGCGACCGUGCGCAGCGCCGCCGCCGACAGCAGCAGAUCAGGUCCAACUCAUUACAUUUCCUGGCUCCGUUCAUCCGCCCUGUAUACUGAGCUUUGGAGAACUGCAGUCAAACUGAACAAGUGAUGGCAGAUGCCGAGGAGUUUUGGGGAGAGGAGGAGGUUGCUGGCCGUGAGCAGGCACAGGGGGAGGAAGACGACGAGACUGGCGAGAGGCCGCAUCCCAGGCGAUUUUCAUUUGGAAUACUGGGAAAGAGGAUGGCCCUAGUGGCUCAAGGCGUCGGUGAUUCGUUAGCCAGAACCGCAGCUGCGGUUGGGGAAGUCAUCGUCGACUCCGACCUGCGGAGCAAGUCGGCCGCGCUGCUGGCCGAGAGCGUCGGCAAGGCGGCGGCGGGCGUCGGCAAAGGCCUGCAGCAGGGGGCGGGGCGCAUCGCCGCCGGCCCACGCACCGUGCAGGGCAUCCUGCAGAAGCUGCAGCAUCGAAUUGAGGAGCAGCGGAUGCACUCGCUGCUGCAGGAGCAGCAGGACACGCCCGUGGAUGUGCAGGUGGCGUUCCAGCUGUACGAGGAUGCGCCGCAGGAGCUGCGCUCGCGCCUCUGGAUGGCGGUGCUGGAGCACCCCGAGCUCUGCAAGGAGUACCAGGCAGACGCUGGCAGCAGCACUGCAGCAUCAGAGGUAUCAGGUGGAUGGCAGCACAACGGGGGCGUGGGCCAGGAGGACAUUGAUGAGGUGAUCAGCCGCGAUAUCCACCGCACCUUUCCAGAGUAUCCGCUCUUCGCCUUUGAGCAGGCGUACGCAUUGCACGAUAUGGAGGCGGCUUACUGCCAGGGCAUGGCAUUUGUGGCGGGGCUGUUGCUCUUCUAUGUGCCGGAGGAGCCCGCAUUUCAGCUCUUCUGCCGCCUGCUGAGCACCAGCGGGCCCAACCUGCGUCGUCUGUAUCUGCCAGGGCUGGAGGGCUUGAAAGCAGAGCUCAGGAAGCUCGAAUUUUUAGCAGAGCGCUUCCUACCCAAUCUGACUGCUCACCUGAAUGCGGCUGGGGUGGUACCCGUGCUGUUUGCCUCCCAGUGGCUGCUCACCUGCUACUCCUGCCCCUUCCCAGUGGGCUUCGCUUGCCGCCUGAUUGACGUGAUGCUUCAGGCGAGCAGCGCAGGCUUUGGGUGUGCUGGUUAUGUACAAGCAGCUGGUGUUUCCUAA